Molecule: messenger RNA, 510 nt
Organism: Puccinia graminis f. sp. tritici CRL 75-36-700-3
Lineage: Eukaryota; Fungi; Basidiomycota; Pucciniomycetes; Pucciniales; Pucciniaceae
Exons: 3
Coding region: 1-510 (169 amino acids)
Source: RefSeq, a predicted model, not a curated record
AUGCAACGAGGUCUCUUUUUGAAGAUUGUUAAAGAUAUCAAACAGCAUGAUAUGUACUUUGCUCACAAGGCCAACACGUUGGGUAAUCUAUGCUUGAGAGGAAUUCAAAAGAUCACUGCCUCUCUCCGGAUCUUGGCAUAUGGCGGAUCACACCAUGCAACCAACAAAUAUAUCUGUAUAGGAGAAUCCACCGCUUCAAAGAGCCUCUACAAAUUCUAUCCGAUCCGAUACGGUAUCGGCCAAUUUAUCGGAUCGGAUCGAUUUUUCGUUACCAGGUAUCGAAAAAAGGGGUAUUGGAUCGCCCACCCGAUCCGAUACCCAGAGUAUCGGAUCGCAGCAGGCAGUAUCGCAGGGUUAGGGAUCGGUAUCGCAUCGCGAUACCGAUCCGAUACCGAUCCGAGCAACGACAGCGGCAGCGGCUGCGGCUCGUCCGGCGAAACACCGACGAAUCGGAGGGCAGGCCGGGAACGAAGAGUGGCGGAGGCCGGUGUGGAACUGCUCAGCAAGUGA